Messenger RNA from Colossoma macropomum (tambaqui), 3166 nucleotides. Its product is annotated as zinc finger protein RFP-like. The transcript has 8 exons. The record is from RefSeq and is a predicted model, not a curated record. The coding region runs from base 651 to 2339 and encodes 562 amino acids. Gene Ontology annotation, molecular function: zinc ion binding; protein binding. Lineage: Eukaryota; Metazoa; Chordata; Actinopteri; Characiformes; Serrasalmidae.
AGGACAUUAAUAUUAACGACAACUGCUUUCCUUCCUUUCUCAUUUCCUUCCUUUCCUGCUUUUGUCACUUCCUCUCCUCAGCCCUGAUCGUGUGGUGUGAUCGCUCCAUGGAAAGUUUCAUCCAAGUGGGCUGGGUUUGCGCCCCCUGACACGGCGAGUUUAAGUUUUCUCUUCUCUUUAUAUUUUUAGCUUCUAGUUUCUCUUCUUCGAUGUUCCUACAGCCUUCUGAUGUUUUUUACCUUCGUCUUCUCCUUUUUUCCUGUGCCUCUAGUUCGCUCUGCAUGUGUGACUGUCCACCAUCAGUUCUGGCGCAGUUGGUAAUUCUUGUCAUUCUUGUGUGAUGAACGAGGUUUUAAUCCGGAUACAGAACCCGUUACAGUAUAAGAAGGAGUUUUACUUCUAAACCGUCCAGCUAAACUGCCCAGUCUGUGUUACACUGAGAACGAUAUCGCCAUCAUCUCACUGCAGUCCAGAACUUCCUAAGAAAAAGUGAAACUGAAAAACUCUGGAAGUUCACAUCGAAUAACAGCCUUCUUCUUCACAAUAAGUGCUGAUCUGAACUGCUGGAUAUUCAGAAACUCUGAGAAGAGUUCAAACACAGACAGUUCUGACUCUUCAAGAAAAAGACAGAAAAAUAAAGGUGUUAAAGGAUGAGGAAGAAAAUGGCUGAAUCUUCAUCACAACAACCAAGAGAAGAAAGAAGGAGCAGCACAGAGGAAUCAGUUCACUUUGCUCCUGAACCCAGUGGUCUCCUGUCUGAAGAUCAGUUCCUGUGUUCUUUCUGUCUGAAUGUGUUCACUGAUCCAGUCUCCACUCCAUGUGGACACAACUUCUGCAUGAAAUGUAUUAAAACAUGCUGGGGUGACAGUGAGCAGUGUCACUGUCCAUUCUGUAAAGAGAAAUUCGUCAAAAGACCAGAACUCAAGGUCAAUACAGCAUUCAGAGAGGUUGUAGAUCACUUCAAGAAGAAAUGUGAUCUGGAUAAACCUGAGGUUCUUUGUGAUGCCUGCAUUGGAGUGAAGAAGAAAGCCCUGAAAUCCUGUGUGGAUUGUCGUCUCACUCUUUGUAAAUCUCAUUUAGAAUCUCAUAAUAAUAUGCUGAAACUUAAGGAACACAAGCUGAUAAGCCCAUUAAAGAACCUGGAGGACUACAUAUGCCAGAAGCACAGGAGACCCCUGGAGUUGUUCUGUAGAGAUGACCAGAUGUUUGCGUGUAUGAUCUGCACUAUGACUGACCACAAGAAGCACAACAUUGUUCCUGUAGAGGAGGGGAUUGAAGAAAUGAAGUCACAACUGAAGAAGACACAGACAGAGGUGCAGCAGAUGAUCCAAGACAGACUGAAGAAGAUCAAAGACAUCAAACACUUAGUAGAGCUCAGAAAAAGAAACACAAAGAAAGCGAAAGCAGACAUCAUUAUAGUCUUCACUGCUCUGAUGUGCUCCAUUGAGAGAAGCCAGGCUGAGCUGCUUAAGGUGAUGGAGGAGAAGCAGAAAGCAGCAGAGAUGCAGGCUGAAGACCUCAUUGAAGAGCUGGAGCAGGAAAUUACUGAGCUAAAGUGGAGAGACACUGAGCUGGAGCAGCUCUCCCACACUGAGGACCACCUCCACCUCCUACAGAUUUACCCAUCACUGUGCCGACCUCCACACACCAAGAACUGGACUGACAUGAGUAUUGACCCUAUUAUUGAUCUGAGUGUAGACAUUGUGAGGAACGUUCUGUCUCAACUUCAGAAGAGUCUGAAUGAGAUGAUCAUAGAAUCAGAACUGAAGAGGAUUCAGCAGUAUGCAGUGGAUGUGACUCUGGAUGCUGAUACAGCUCAAAUAUAUCUCAUCCUGUCUGAUGGUGGAAAACAAGUAACACACGGAGACACUAAACAGAAUCUUCCUGACAAUCCAAAAAGAUUUGAUAGAUGCUCGUGUGUCCUGGGAAAGGAGGGAUUCUCCUCUGGGAGAUUUUACUAUGAGGUGCAGGUCAGGGGGAAGACUGACUGGGAUUUAGGAGUGGCCAGAAAGUCCAUUAACAGGAAGGGUAAAAAUGUUACACUGACCCCACAGAAUGGAUUCUGGACAGUGGUUCUGAGGAAUGGGAAUGAGUAUUUGGCUUGUGCUGGUCCUUUAGUUCUCCUCUCCCUGAGGAAGAGGCCCCAGAAGGUGGGGGUGUUUGUGGAUUAUGAGGAGGGUCUGGUCUCCUUUUAUGAUGUGGAGUCCAGAUCUCAUAUCUACUCUUUCACCAGUCAAUAUUUUACUGAGAAACUCUAUCCAUACUUCAGUCCCUGUAAUAAUGAUGGAGGUAAAAACUCAGCUCCACUGAUCAUCUCACCUGUAUCAAAGACUAAAUAAACUUUCAGUCAUAACUACAAUAGGAACGCUACAACAAAACAGAUUUAAUGUUUUCUGAUGCAUUAUGGGAGAAAAGUGUAUAAGUGGUCAUACUAUUUACUUACAGCACACAUACUAUAUUAUAAAAUAACAGUAUUUUUACAGUUACUGUAUUACUGAAUAUAUUUAAUUACUGUAUUUAUAAUUUUUUUCUUCACCCUGUAUUUUGAAUAUGCAAUCUUGACAACCUACAUCUUGCUACAUUAUCUAGUACAGUAUAUAAUGAUAUACGCAAACAACACAAUUUCAGAUAGCAGAAAAUUGAUCAUUCAUUCAUGCUGUUACAUAUACUGUCACUGAGUGUAGGAUCAGGAUCAAAAGUCGGCAUAUUUUCUUUAUUGUCUGACUAAAGAUUUUCUCAGAUAAGGAAAUUGAAUAAAAGUCGCCAAAUAGGGAAUUUCUUCAUCAUGAUGUACACAGUCAUUCAGAGUGGUUUGGUGAAAUGCUCUGUUGCAAUACUCUGUUCUGGAGAAUCUUAUUGACUGAGAACCAUUUACAAUGGUGGUGAUAGGAACCAGGCAUCUUAAGUGUUUAAAGCCUUUAAAAGCAACAUAACAGAACAUUAUAAAUUAAAAUGGUUACAAAUACACUGCCUGAUGCCUGAGACACUGUUUGAUGAUGAGAGUAUAAAAAAUGUUUGUAUUUAAGUGUAUUCAAAUGUGUUGAAAGUAUUUUGUAAUAGCAAAUGUAUGUAUUAUGCUAAACUAUAUUAAUUGCUACGACCCCAUAGUUUGUCCAGGGCACUGUGGGGUACAGUAAUAUGUGGCAUUAAAAGACUGAACUGGUGA